Messenger RNA from Botrytis byssoidea, 1039 nucleotides. RefSeq lists its product as uncharacterized. NCBI's taxonomy places the organism in Eukaryota, Fungi, Ascomycota, Leotiomycetes, Helotiales, Sclerotiniaceae. The transcript is spliced from 5 exons. Bases 1 to 225 code for a protein of 74 amino acids. The record is from RefSeq and is a predicted model, not a curated record.
AUGCAUUGCAUGUCCAUCGCCUCAAGGUCAACGAUCGAACUCUUCAAUAGUUGUGAUCACACAUACUUGCCAUCCUCACCUGGGCAAUCCUUGACCACUUCAUACAGGGGUCACUCCCAAGACUUCGUCACAACCUCCACGCCUGUCUACUCACCAGGGCAUAUCGGCUACUUGCCUGAUAAUGACCAGUACAGAGUACUUGGACCACGCGUCCAAGACUUUUGAAGGCCUGUAAGGGUGCUGUUUCUGCUAUGGAUGGGUUGGGUUGGCAUCUAUAAACCAAUGUUCCAGCUCAACCCAUCCAAGUACCAUGGCACCAAGAAGGGUGGUCGGGUGAAUCCUGACAUUGACAUAUGGUUGUCUUCCUUCGACCAAGUGAUUAGAUGGAAUAGAACACCAUUUCGAUGAAGAGGAAAUCAAAGAGAUCGGAAAUAUGAAUAGUCUCCUCGAAGCAAUCGAUGGAUAAACGGAUUCCGUUGACGACGAUGUAACAGUUUUAGAAUAUCUCAGAACUGCAUUGAAUUUUCUGCACAGCAUUGUCUGUCUCUCGAUACUCACAGCUCAUCUUCGGAUCCAUCACUUUAAACUUCCUCUACCGUCCUUUAUUGAUUGAGAGACCACUUCAGUGGCAAUCUCUCUUGGUCUCGGUCAUUGAAAGAGUCUUCUAGAUUUUCUCGGAAGACCGGUCUACUCUCAGAGUGUACUGUCCCACCCAUUCUUCCGACAUCAAGAUCAUUCGAUGAUGCACCCUUCUCGUGGCGACACAAUCUCGGCAUGACAAUGGAGAAAAGUGACGAAGAGGCUAUAUCGCCAAAUCUAGCCUAUAGAGAGAAUGAGAAGACGGGAGGUUUCUUUCGACUUUUUAAGAGAGGUUCGCGGACCUUUCACAUCUCUACUAGGAAUAGACGUCACGUCCUGGGGGAUGAAACAAUCGUGGUGGAAAUCUGGCAUUACUGCUGCUGCAGAUAUUGUAUAUAAACCGUCAUAGGAAAUGAAAUGAGGUUUCCCGUAGCCGCUUCAGCGUGCGUCUCCAUAUGAU